UAUCCAUCAUCAAGUGGAGGGGUCCUAAGAGCAAUGAGCUGUCAUCUAAGUUUUGGAAACAGGUGGUCUACGAUAUGCCUGCUAAACGCAGAGAGACGUUGUCCAGACGCCAGGUGAUGGACUCCGGCGAACAGGGUCUCUUUGGUGACCUGCAGACCACAGUAUCCAGCAUUGCCAUGACAACCACCUCCGCCUCCUUGGCGCCCCAAAAUGACAGUCGCCAUGGACAUCAUCAGGUUGCCUUGGGGACGGACAUCCCGGACUAUAAUCACAUGACGUUGCCGCUGGGAGGUGGUCACACUGCCACAGCAGCCCAAAUGAGACACUUCUGCCGCAGCUAUGAGUUCCAGCUUCCCCCACAGCCCCCAUCCAUGUCGCCUCCCCUCCCACCUCCCUCCACCGUGCAGUUCUCCACCCUGGGCCCCGGGGGGCGCCACGUCUAUUGCAACAUCCCUAUGACACUGCUGAAUGGACAGGGGUUCAAAGCUGUUCACUGGGGAACAAGAGGGGCAUCAGAGCAGCACGCUUGGGAAGAAACCAGAACUCCACAUGAACAGCACCUUUGUACCUCUCACCAGCAGAGAACUAAGCUCUGACAUUUGGUAGAGGAACUGCUCAACUGGUAGGCCUACCGGAUUACAGACCGGUUUACAGACUGUUUUAAGACUGGAUUUGGUAAAGGUUUAGACUGGUUCCUUAUUGGGUGUUUGGACUGUGUACAGCCUUGUUUAUAAGGAGGGACUGCUUAGGGAAUGCCUGCAGACUAGUUUUGAGAAACUUUAUCCCACACCAUGAAGAAAGGACUGCCUGAAGACUGCAUAAGCCUUGGAGUCUCAAUAGUUGGAUUAAAUGGCUGCAGACUUCUCACAGACAAGCAGAUUCAUCUUUUAAAACUGAUUGUACACUGGUUCUGGACAACUGGGUACGGACUGAUACAAUGACUGGUUAUACACUUUGGACCUGUGCAGAGAUUUUCUAGACCGUUACGGACAUGUGGAUGUACAAAUGAAAAAUGUCCAGGAUACUCGAACAAUGGUAUCGACAAACAGGAGUGCUCCUACCAAGUUGGACUUUGGAGCACAAAAAAAAACAUCUCAAAUUACCAUCUGCUCACGGACCAGCUGUUGAUUAAUCAACUGCUUAAGUUCUCGUAGAUGCCGCUCAAUGUAGCGCAAUCUCGGAAUGCCGAUGGAUCUCUCAGUGGAGCUUGCAGUAAAUCCAUCUACUUGUUGGCUAGUUGGCAUGUCAGUAUACAAGGCAACAUUCAAGCAAUGAUUUUGGAAUACCAGUCCACCUUAAAACAACAAGUCAACCUCUUGAAAAGCUAUUCCUAGCUAGCUAGCUACCUGGUUUGUUUUCCUGGAAGCUAAAAUGGUUGACUUAAAAUAAAUGGAUUCCAGCAGGAAUAUCAAGAUAAGAAGCGAUCCGUGGAGCAAUUGCUGAACUGUAUAACUGAGAAAGCACACUUAGCAGGUGUAUAUGGAAAAAUAACUAGUUGCCUCUGAAAGGCUAGUUAGCUCUCGAGCUAAAAGCACCAGGAGACUGCUAACACGCCAGCUCACCUUGUAACACAGCAAUCAGCAAGUAGUCAACUCAUCAAGAGGUGAGCUGGCCAAGAGGUAACCUUUAACCACCAAGCUAAAAGCAAAAAGGACUUGGCUUUUUCUAUUUGCAUGACCAUCCAUUUAGAUAAAAAAAAUAAUCAAAUAAAUAUAGAUAAGAGUAAACGACACAAUCAUUUCUCGCAGCCUCUUUUAAUAAGGGGAAGGAUAAAUGUAUUUUGUUGAUACAGUAUUGUUUUCUGUCCGGCCAUGAAGUAAAGAUAGAAACUGAUAAAGGGAAAAAAGGAGGUGUCCCUCCAAAAGCAUUUUUUUAGUUUUAGGAUUUUAUGUAUUUAGACGGUUGGUCACUAUUUCAACCAGUCUUUGUUUUUAAAUGUUUGUUACAAUAAUCUCUGUACAGCUUCCAUAACUUAUGCAUAGACAUAUACAUGACAGUGAUUUGUUCCCUACAAUUUAUGUUAACUCCCACAGUGUGUGAGACCCAGAGCCUUUUAUUGCUUUCAUUCUGUUCCUCUUUUCAUCCAUGGAUGGAUGGAUGGAUGGAUGGAUGGAUGGAUGGAUGGUGAGUGAGUGGGUGGAUGG
Notothenia coriiceps (black rockcod) is the source of this 2144-nucleotide messenger RNA. RefSeq names its product X-linked interleukin-1 receptor accessory protein-like 2. The transcript has 5 exons. The record is from RefSeq and is a predicted model, not a curated record. Lineage: Eukaryota; Metazoa; Chordata; Actinopteri; Perciformes; Nototheniidae. The coding region runs from base 75 to 596 and encodes 173 amino acids.